GUUUGUCAUUGUAUCACUACCAUCUUCAGCAACCACCACGCACCCGACAUAAACACCCCUAGUGGCCUCUUCGUGAGGACAUGCGGGAACUGUAGUUACAAACGGCAACUUCGACCGCUUCAUUCCCUUGUUCUCGUGGCUUUCUACCCGGCCUACAGAGGGUGUCACGGCGAGAAUCUGCUUGGAGCAUUGGCUUGUCUGGUUUCUUUACUCGCAAGCGGUGCGAAUCCACUCGACAAGGCGGACAUCUCGGUCACAGCUCUCAUGGGAAACGAUGCGCAGAUGGAAUGUACGCACGUUCCAUCAGAACCCCUCGAGCUUGCGAGACAACUACCCGAGCGAAUAUUGGAAGCGUGGACAGCAGAAUUGUGGCUUGCAUGGGAUGUGUUCAUUAGGGUUCUCGAGUUAGCUCAGAGGGAGAGGAGGCAAGCUCAAAGCCAUGCCGACCGAACGCACCAGCAUCGGUGCGAGCACAAUGAGUAUCACAAUAUUUACAGUGGCAGCAACGAUUUGGGGGUGCUGCGGGCGGCUGUUCAAACCGAACUAGUCACCUUAUAGGAGAGUGAAGGAAGGCGAUGCAUGGAUUUCGGACAAUUUUGAUUCUCGCUGUUACCUCUGGUAACAAGAAGCAUGAUGAAACCUUUUUGCGAGUGCGGUACAUUCCUCGAAGGGGAUUUCCUUCUAGCCACGGCUCCCACUGGAUGUAGCCAUUAUUUUUCUAAUCUGGAGGACUGGUCGCGCUCUCCGUAUCUCGCCAUACGAUUGGGGAAUAUGGGAGAUGAAUGGGUUACUCAACGGAGGACAGGUUCGAUUCCUAGCAGCGCUAC
This is a messenger RNA of Durotheca rogersii, 827 nucleotides long. RefSeq lists its product as uncharacterized. NCBI's taxonomy places the organism in Eukaryota, Fungi, Ascomycota, Sordariomycetes, Xylariales, Xylariaceae. The coding region runs from base 265 to 558 and encodes 97 amino acids. The transcript has a single exon. The record is from RefSeq and is a predicted model, not a curated record.